Danio rerio (zebrafish) is the source of this 5247-nucleotide messenger RNA. The record is from RefSeq and is a predicted model, not a curated record. NCBI's taxonomy places the organism in Eukaryota, Metazoa, Chordata, Actinopteri, Cypriniformes, Danionidae.
CACAAAGCACUAGGACCAUGAAGAUUCUUGUCUUUCCCCGGUGUUAUUGUAUAAGUCAUGGAUGAUGGAGUUGUACGGCGUGAGUUUAUGACGUUUUGAAUGAGCAGACGUUUUGAAUGAUUUAACAUCGCUGGAAUAAUCAUAAUUCAUCUGAAGGGAUAGUUAUUGAAGGACGCACUCGAAAGACUUGAAGGUGACGCUGGAAACAGAUAUUCUUCGUGUGGAUCCAUCAUCAUCUUCAUCAUGGUGGAGAUGAAGAGUUUCUGUGAGGCUGGCGUCUCCAUGCAGCAGGUCUGGGUGGAGGGCGGCCUGACUCUGUGUUUCUACUUCACCCUGGUGCCAUCCGUCCUCCUCACCCUCCUCUUCCUCUUCGGCACACUGCUGUGUAUUUGGUACAGCCGCUAUGGCACAGACAUGGAGCCCAAAUUCGUCCCCCGCUCUGGACUGUACCGGCUGCAGGUGGGGCUGUCGGUGCUACUGAUCCUGCAGGCUCUGGGCUGGAUGGUGUUUCGGCUGAGCUGGAGCGCGGAGCUGCCGGGAUAUGUGGUUUUGUAUGGAUGUCUCUCCAUGCUGGGCUGGAUUUGGGCUGUAGUUUUGCUGCGUCUGGAGAGAAGGAAGGUUCUGGUGCGGGACAGAACCAGAGGACACAGUACUGUACUGUUGCUGUACUGGGCAGUAGCUUUCGCAGCCGAUAAUCUGGCAUUUGUGUCCUGGAUGAGCCCUCAGUGGUGGUGGAGUCUGGAGACGUCCGAGCAACAGAUGGAGUUUGCAUUCUGGCUGGUGCGAUACUUCUGCUCAGGUUUGCUGUUCCUGUUAGGCCUCAAAGCUCCAGGUUUGCCCCGCCGGCCGUACAUGCUUCUGGUCAAUGAAGACGAGCGAGACGUGGAGCAUGGAGCGCCCCUGUUGGGUAAUUCUGAUGAGGAUCAGUCUACAUGGAAAGACUUUGGCAAGAAGGUGCGUUUGUUGGUGCCAUACAUGUGGCCUAAAGGAAGUGUCCUGCUCCAGCUGCUGGUUCUGAUGUGUCUCGGGAUGCUGGGAAUCGAGCGCGCCAUCAAUGUGUUUGUGCCCAUCUACUACAAGAACAUAGUGAACCAGCUGACAGACGGGAGCUCCUGGAAGACUCUGGCCAUGACGGUGUGUGUUUAUUGUCUCCUGAAGUUCCUGCAGGGAGGUGGAGCUGGUGCGUCUGGGUUUGUGAGUAACUUGCGUUCGUUCCUGUGGAUUCGCGUGCAGCAGUACACUAACCGCGUGGUGCAGGUGCGGCUCUUCGCUCAUCUGCAUGCUCUAUCUCUGCGCUGGCAUCUGGGCCGCCGGACAGGAGACGUCCUGAGGAGCAUCGACAGAGGAACAUCCUCCAUCAACAGCCUGCUCAGCUACAUCGUGUUCAGCAUCUUCCCCACCAUCGCUGACAUUGUCAUCGCCAUCGUCUAUUUCAUAUCCAAUUUCAAUGCCUGGUUUGGCCUUAUAGUCUUUGUAUGCAUGGCUCUCUACCUCACUCUCACCAUCUUUAUCACUGAAUGGAGAACCAAAUACAGGCGUGAUAUGAACACACAAGAUAACAACGCCAAAUCCAAAGCUGUGGAUUCUUUAUUGAACUUUGAGACGGUGAAAUAUUACAAUGCAGAAAGUUACGAAGUGGGCCGCUUUGAGGACGCCAUCCUGAAAUACCAGGUAUCGGAGUGGAAGACCAAUGCAUCUCUGGCGCUCUUAAAUCAAACACAGAACCUCAUCAUUGGUUUGGGUUUGCUGACUGGAUCUCUGCUUUGUGCGUAUUUUGUGACUGAGGGAAAAUUUCAGGUUGGAGAUUAUGUGCUGUUUGGAACGUACAUCAUCCAGCUCUACACUCCUCUCAACUGGUUUGGAACUUACUACCGAAUGAUCCAGAACUCCUUCAUCGAUAUGGAAAGCAUGUUCAAGCUCUUCACCGAGGAAGAAGAGGUGAAGGAUGAAGUCAAUGCAGGAAACCUUUAUUUCAGACAGGGGAAAGUAGAGUUUGAGAACGUCUUCUUCAGCUACACACAAGGCAAGGAGAUUCUGAAAGAUGUCUCUUUUACCGUUCUCCCAGGACAAACAGUUGCUCUUGUGGGUCAGUCUGGAUCAGGAAAAAGCACCAUCAUCCGUCUGCUCUUCCGCUUUUAUGAUGUUCAAGGCGGGUGUAUAAAGAUCGAUGGCCAAGACAUCUCAAAGGUGAAGCAGUCGUCUCUGCGCGCUCACAUCGGUGUUGUCCCUCAGGACACGGUCCUGUUUAAUGACAACAUUCGAGACAACAUCCGCUACGGUCGAGUCACGGCCACUGACCAGGAAGUGGAGGAAGCUGCAAUCGCCGCCGACAUCCAUGACAAAAUCAUAGGCUUUCCAGAUGGCUAUGAGACUCAGGUGGGUGAGAGAGGGCUGAAGCUAAGCGGAGGAGAAAAGCAGAGAGUCGCCAUCGCUCGCACCAUCCUUAAAGCACCGCAAAUCAUCCUGCUGGAUGAGGCCACAUCUGCUCUAGACACUCAGACUGAGCGAAACAUUCAGGCCUCGCUGGCUAAAGUCUGCGCCAACAGAACCACAGUUGUUGUGGCACACAGAUUGUCAACUAUCAUCGGAGCUGACGUGAUUCUUGUUCUUCGUGAUGGCCAGAUUGUGGAGAGAGGAAGGCAUGAAGAGCUGCUGGCAAAGGGCGGCCUUUACUCUGACAUGUGGCAGAAACAGCAGCAGGCGCAGGAUUCAGACUCAGCUUCUGACUCGGAGACUAAAGACAGAAAAUCGGAGAAACUACAGCCACAGACAUCCACUACAGCACACAGGGGACACUAGACAUAAGGGAAUCGCAAUAUACGCCGGUAUUAUGUGCAUUUUUAAGCUCAAAUAGUGCUGUUUAGGCAUGUCCGAUUUUUAAUUGUUAGAUUUUUUUUUGGUUUGCUGCCAGUUUUUAAAGGGAUAGUUCACCCAAACUGAAAACUCUUUCAUCAUUUAUUUACACUUCACGUCUCACAAACAUGUCUGAGUUUCUUUUCUGUUGAAUGCUAAUGAAGUUACUUUGAAAAAUGUUUGAAACCGGUAACCAUUGUCUUCCAUUGAAUUAGUCUUUUCUACUAUGGAAGUCAAUGGUUACCGGUUUCUAACAUGCUUUAAAAUAGCUUUUUUUGUGUUCAACAGAAGAAUCAAACAUGUUUGAAACCACCUGUGGGUGAAUAAAUUGUCAUUUUUCAGUGAUUUUGGGGUUUUUACAUUUUUGUAAAGGAAUAAUUAGCAGAACAUUUUUACAAGAUUUUCACAAUUAAUCCACAGCCUCACCAAACUUUUUUUUUUCCUAAUUUAUUUCCAAAGGGAGAGUAAAGUAACUACAAGUUAUCAUUUUUUGUGCGUACUAUCCCUUUAAUUGUGUAGAGAUUUAUUUAUACACUGCAAAAAAAAACAUGCUUUUUUGUCUUGUUUCUAGUCCAAAUAUCUAAAAACUCUUAAAUCAAGAAGCAUUUUCUAGGCACGCAAAAAAAUAUUCAGCAAAAAUCAGUCCAAGGCACUCAAAAAAGGUGUAAAAACUAUUAAAAAGCCUUUAUUGACAUGGCUAUUCCUUAAAACUGCGCCUACACAUUUCGCCAAAACAAGUGCCUUCAUCAGGGUAACAGUGAUCAUGUGCGUCUGGAGUUUCUUUUAAAUGUUACGGUCUCAUGACUUAUUAGAAUAUCUAAACAAUACUAGAAUAAUAUAUUGAACACAAGGUCAACAUUUGCUGAAACGUGUAGGUGCAGUUUUAAGGAAUAGCCAUGUCAAUAAAGGCUUUAUAAUAUUUUUUCCACAUAUUUUAAGUGCCUUGGACUGAUUUUCGCUGUUUAUUCUGAUGAAUCCUUUACCCAAAGAGCACAGAUGCAUUAUUUAAGCUACCGCUGAGCCCUUUUAGUUUGGAUUUGGAUUUUUAUAUAGGCCAAAAAUAUUGUUUUGUUUCUCAAAAAUAUUACGCCAAAAUUAGGUGAGUUUUUUAUUAAAACGAGCUAAUUUAUCUGCCGAUAGGGUUAGCAGAAUAAUCUAGUCUUUCAUUUUGACAUGCAUUUACUUUGCUUACACCAUUAGCAGAUUAUUUAGCUUGUUUUAAGGAAAACUCACUCAAUUUUGACGUAUUAUUUCUGAAAACAAGACGAUGUUAUUUGCUUGUCUAGAAAAUGCUUCUUGAUUUAAGAGUUUUUAGUUAUUUGGACCAUAAACAAGACAAGAAAUCUAAGUAAGAAAAGCAUGUUUGCAGUGCAAGUAUACCAUAUUUAAGUCAAUAUAACACAUUAAGUCUUCCCACUCAUGUAUAUAAAAUUAUAAAUUCACUUUGUGGAAAAUGAGUGGGAGACCUUAAUAUGUUAGAAUGACUUCAGUAUGUUAUGAGAGAAUCACAUGAUGUAUAAAUCCCUCCAUUGCUGUAUCUUUAAGACAAUACAUCGCUGACACUUUAGAAGGAUGAAUGUACAGUGCUGUUGUCUAUUUAAAUUCACUAUUUAAGUGAUUUAAGUUGCACUGAUGCUCCUGAUAUGCUUAAGGAGCUUCUGAAAACUGAUUGUAAAUGUAAAUACUUCCUACAACUAAAAGCAAUUGUACUAUGUAUUAUAAUGGCCUGAUUUGAUUUUUAAAUUGACUUUUUUUUUUUCUUCUGGUCUAGCUAAAUAAGAGUAAAUACUAUACUUUGGAGGCUAAGUUUAAGAUUAAGUUUAGGACUUAAGUUAUAUUCAGAGGGGAAAAAACAUUUUCAAUCAGAAUAAUAAGUGCUCAUAUUUGUCAGACUGUUUAUUUUCUUAAUCAUUUGUGUAUUUAAAGGUCAGAUGCUGUUUGCCUGGAGUGGUUUUCAGUGCUUAGGUGCAAUAAAUAUGUUGUUCUUCGUCAUCCGUUAAUAUAAAGGGAAAAACAGCUUACAGUAAUGACACUAAACUCGGGGACAAGGUUGAAAUGAGCCAGUGGGAUGAGUUUUUAAGUCCAUGUAUGUCGGUUUUUUAUGAAAUGAAGCUUUCUGGUAGGUUUUUAAUGUAUGAAAUAGUCUCAGAAUUUGCCUUCGGUGAAACAAUUGACUCAAUAAAGAAUUUAUGAAGCCUGGGAAGGUUUUUUAUUGUAUAGUAAAGCAAGAAGGAAUUACAUUUCACUUUGCGACAGACAUAAUUGCAUUUCUGUUAUUAUUGAUUGCAUAGAUUCUGUAUUCUGUGCUGAGAUUUUUGUACAUUAAACACAUAUCACAUGUAAACUGCCUUCAUAUUUUGUAUGUGUUUUAAAUAAAUUGGUGAAAGAGUCUCA